This is a messenger RNA of Panicum hallii, 1679 nucleotides long. RefSeq names its product probable transcription factor KAN2. Gene Ontology annotation, molecular function: transcription cis-regulatory region binding. Gene Ontology annotation, biological process: abaxial cell fate specification; regulation of DNA-templated transcription. Gene Ontology annotation, cellular component: nucleus. Bases 128 to 1183 code for a protein of 351 amino acids. The record is from RefSeq and is a predicted model, not a curated record. The transcript is spliced from 6 exons. Lineage: Eukaryota; Viridiplantae; Streptophyta; Magnoliopsida; Poales; Poaceae.
CACAAGUUGCACAAACAAAGAAACGAGAGGGAAAGGAGAAAGACAGCGCUCUUUAUCACUCUGCAGCAACGAGUGUAGGAGGACAGGCCGAGACGACCCAGCACCCCAAGCUCCACGAGUGAGAUCGAUGGAGCUCUUCCCUUCCCAGCCGGAUCUCUCCCUCCAGAUCGGCCUCCCCACCAGCCCCACGCCCCACGACCACCACCACCACGCCGCCGCCCUCAGCGCCAGGUUCUUCGCCGCGGCAGGCGGUGGCGGUGGCAACGGGGUUGGCAACCCGGCGGCCAUGCCGCCGUCGCUGCAGCUGCCCGUGCCGCUGCCGCUGCCGCUGCCGGUGCAGCUGCCCAUGCCCCCCAGCGCCGCCGCCGCUGCCGGCGCGGCAGGCCUGUACUACCACCCCGACGCCGCCGUGCUGCGGCCCAUCCGCGGCGUGCCGCUGUACCAGCACCCGCACACGCACGCGGUGCCGCCGACGUUCCCGCCGCACUCGGCGGCCCCGGGGCCGUGCUUCUGCGAGCCGUGCCACGUCGCCGCGGGCGCCUGGCGCCGCGCCGGGUGCGGCGCCGGGGCGCGCGUCGCCGGCUUCCCACCGGCCAAGCGCGCCGCGAGGGCGCCGCGCAUGCGCUGGACGUCCACGCUCCACGCGCGCUUCGUCCACGCCGUCGAGCUCCUCGGCGGCCACGACAGGGCAACGCCAAAGUCAGUUCUUGAGCUCAUGGACGUGAAGGAUCUCACCCUGGCUCAUGUCAAGUCUCACUUGCAGAUGUACAGGACCGUGAAGAACACCGAAAGGCCGGCAGCUUCGUCAGAUCAAGCUGAUGGGUUUGAGAACGGGUCGGCCGGCGAGAUCUGCGACGACAACUCGCUCGACCUACACGGCUACGGCGGCGGCAAGCCGGAGUCGGCGGCCGCGGCACGGCAUGGAAGGUUAGCUGCCUGUAACGAUCAUGGGAGCAGCACCGGUGCUCAUUGUGCCCUCUGGAAUAGCUCCUCAAGGGAGGACUGGACCGGCUUCCCAAGCGAGUCCAACACUGGGAGCAUGCAUUCUCUCAAGGAGCAGAUGCAGUCCAAGAGCCUGGAGAUCCUCUCGGACAUGAACUCCUGCGUGUCGGAGACGACGUCCAGCACCAGCGAGCUCAACCUCGAGUUCACCCUGGGGCGGCCGCAGAACCGGCCAAACUGAGAUCAGACCACGCCGCAUCAAGCUCUAACUAACCGGAGGUCAUCACCGUCGCUGCCGACAAGGAUUAGCUAGCUAGGGGCACGCUUUGCUUGCUCAUGGAUCAUGUUAAGAUGGAUGGAUGGUCCCAAAGAGGGGGCAUCAUCUUUCACUGUUAAAAGGAGGCCAUGGACAGGGAGCAGCAAAAGGAGGAGGGAACUAAAGGUAGCAGGAGGAGCAGCAGCAGCUAGGGUGGUAGAGAUUGAUCGCGAUCGAAAGCAGCUAGCUCUCUGCAGCGUGUAAUGGAGUUGUUAGCGUUUAGGAGGAUCUAAUCUGUUAAAGAGGUAGCUUUUUUGGAGCAGCAAUUCGUGCAUGAGCUCUCGCUAGGGGCCUGGAGCCCAAAGGAGAAAAGAGGGCGGCCUGUGCUGUUGCUUUCUCCUGCUUCAUCUGUCACAUGCCAAUGUAUGAUCGAGCUCGAUUUGCUCUAUAUCUGUGACGAGCUUAGCUUUAGUUUUGAUGA